Messenger RNA from Bursaphelenchus okinawaensis, 1599 nucleotides. The record is from the annotation of a GenBank genome assembly. NCBI's taxonomy places the organism in Eukaryota, Metazoa, Nematoda, Chromadorea, Rhabditida, Aphelenchoididae.
AUGUUCAAUGCGACAGAGUGGAGGACGCGGAUAGCACAGAUAAAAGAACAGUACUUUCCCACCUUGACCAAAUCCACAUUUCUGAGGCAUUAUGUGCCAAUUAGUGGCAUUGCUUCACACGUCGCAUUCACUACUCACAUCUUUGCUCCACAGUUGUUAAAUAAGUAGGUUUUUUUUGACAAUUUAAUGGUAGGGUGGGGGUAGGGUAGGGUAGGGUAGGGUAGGGUAGGGUAGGGUAGGGUAGGGUAGGGUAGGGUAGGGUAGGGUAGGGUAGGGUAGGGUUGGGUAGGGUAGGGUUGGGUAGGGUAGGGUGGGGUAAAGUAGGGUAGGGUAGGACAAAAAAUUUGAAAAACUGUCAUUUCAGAGUAUUUCCGACCUACGAUCUAGCCGUUAGUAACACAGUAUUAUUCAACACGCAUGUAGGUAUAGGCUUCUAUGUAUUCUUCCGCCGCCAUAUGAUACGACUAAACAUGUGGGAUCGUAUCGAGUUCAGCGUCUUCUCAUCCGUCAUAUUCAACUUUGGCUCAUUAAUGUUCUCCGUGCUCUUGAAAUCUCUGUUACCUAAAAAGUAAGUGGUUUUUUUAUUAGGAGGGGGGUGGCGAGGAGGGGGGGGAGGGGGGGGAGGAGUGUAAUCACAAAAGUUUUGUCGCUCCUUUAGGUAGUAGUGAAUGUAAAAAGACGUCAAAAAUUUUUUGAAUGUUCUAAAAAUUGGUUUAUCUUAUUGGAAAUAAUCCCACCUUGUUGAAAACGGUCCGAUCGUUUUAGAAAUAACCCCAUCUUUUUAAAAAUGGUUUCAUCUGUUAAAAAAUAGUCCCAUCGUUUUAGAAAUUGACCUAUAUUCCUAGAAAUGGUCCUAUCUUCUUAGAAAUAUCCCCAUCCUCUUGAAAAUGGGCCCAUUUUGCUGGAAAUGGUCCCACUGUCUUGCAAAGUUCCCAUUUUCUUAGAAAUGGCCACAUCUUGUUAGAAACGAUUCCGCUUUUUUAGAAAUGAUCCCAUCAUCUUUCUUCGUCUUAGAAAGUGCAUCACCUUCUUAGAAAUGGUUGCACUUUUUUAAAAAUAGUUGUAUCUUCUUAGAAAUAGCCCAUCGUUUCAAAAAUUGGAACUAGGCCCACUUUCGUGCAAAUGGUCUUAUCUCCUUAGAAAUGGUUUCAUCUUUUUACACAUGGUCUCAUCUUUUUAGAAAUGGUCCUAUUUUCUCAGAAAUAACUCUAUCUUCUUACAAAUGGUUCCACUUUUUAAAAAAUUGUGCUAUUUUUUAAGAAAUGGUUCCAUCUUUCUCGAUAUCGCCUUUUCUUGUUAAACCGGUCCCAUAUCAAAAGAAGCAACCCUACUUUUUAAAAAUUUUGAAUUUUAACAUUUUCUAAUUUUAGACUCCCAACCUGGACGAAUGCCAUAAUUGGUGCCGGCGUCUCAACGUUCCUCCUCUCACGGUUUGCGAAGUAUGUCGGGCACAUCGACAGACGAACCGUGGUCCCCGACCAUGAGACGAACAGUCUCAAAAACGGCGGACUCAACCUGAAAUCCAUCAGCUACGACUCGCUGAACAACAACAGUAAAGAUAUGAAUGGUGUUGGGAACGGGGUGAUCAAGAGCGGUUGA